GGAAGGGCUUGUCAUGUCAAACCCUGCGCCAAUCAGAUGUUUCCCCAUGGCUCUGCUUUACCGGAGCUUAAAAUGGGUCAUGAUCUUAAUAAGAAGCGAGUUUUAAUAGUGAUACAGGAAAGAGAAAGAGACAGCGCAUCUUACAGAGACACAGACAUCACGACAGCCUAAAGAGAGACAGAGACCAAAGGGGCAGAGAGAGGACGAGUUCCAUCGAACAGCACCGCAGAACCACACGGGACCGACCUGGGAAGGACAGGGAAAAAAACAAAAACUAAUCCUGACCUGAUCCGGGCAUCCCAUAACGGAAAACUUUACACGUUCCAGCUGUAAGAGCAAGAUCAAAGCGGAGGCCUCUGUGCAAAAUGUCUAAACAGCCGUCAACAAACGUAAAAGCUUUACAGGCCAACCUCAAUAUUCCGAUGGGAGCUUUGCGUCCGGGAGCAGGACUUCCUGGGAAGAGGAAAGACGAGACACAGGACACGGCAGAGGUACCAGCCGUCACUCCGGAAGAAAAGAAGCACCUUCCUGGUGCUGUGAAACUUCCAGGGCCGGCAGUCGACCUUUCCGAGAUCAAGAAUGUCAAAAGCGAGCUCAGAUGGGUCACUAAAGAUUAGACACACUCAGGUGACCCCGCCUUGCUUGUGUUACAGAAGGAGACAGACAGCUCUACCAGCUCUAACUAUUCCAUUACUGAUUCUCUACGACAAUGUCCAUCAACUCCCAAAUUUCCCGCCACUGAAACCAAGACGCCCAUCCUCCAAUGAACUGCAAUAACUCGUCAAAGGUUUCCAUCCCUGCAACCCACAUAGCAAAGUUGUUUUUCUGGUUCAAGAACGGAUUGGAGCCCUAUAAAAAUCCCCGACUUCAGUUAUCCCGAGUGCUUGAGAAUUCAUGGUUUAGAACCCAUUUCAGAUCUGGUACUGAAUCUCAGCCUUCUCUAAGGCUAGAUACUGCAUACAAAUUAUGGUCCGAGAAUGGCUCAGGCUAUUUUGGCAGAUUACAGCCACAUAGCAUCUAUGAUGGUCCCAAAUCCGUCCCAGAAGUCAUCUCUAAUAACAUGUAGACUUUGGUUUCAAAUCUCAGCUGUCUCUCGCCCAAGAUACUGGUUCUCCAAGUUACAGCUGCAUAACAAUCAUAACAGUACCAAAGCUAUAAUUGCCAUAUUAGUACCAAAUCUCAGACUGCAGUUAUUGCUAGACCCAAUUAACAAUUUAGUACUGAGCCCAGAUAUUGCAAAUAAUGAUGGUCCAGACUGGUUCUCCAUCUGAGAGCUGCAUAACAGCCAUUAUAGUAGCAAAUCCCAGAGAACAUUCAUCCCUAUUAUUGGACCUUACACAAACCUAAACCUAUUUUAUAUAUCUGCUACCAAAUGUUAUCCAUUUUUUGGCUCAGAACUCACGAAGAAUGAUGACCAUGUAAACCUUUCAGCCCAGAACAAUAAGGUCCAAGAAUGGUCCAGACUGGUUCUCCAUCUUAGAUUAGCACUGCCUAACAGUGCCAAAUCCCAGCAAACAGAAGACCCAGAAUAGCUUGCCAGCGAAGGAAAAAGCAUGCCAGAGUCAACCAAAUUUCAAACAUCUUGGACCUUUUGUAUAUUGUGAAGGUUAUAGCACAAGAAUGGUCUACGAUGUUUACCACCCAUUUUAGAUCUGGUACCAAAACCUCAAAGAAUGUUGAGCACCUAGAUUACAGCAGCUUAUCAGUCCUAAUAGAACCAAAUCCCUGCCAGCAGUCAUCACUAUUACUCAUUUAUGGUACUGAAUUGCAGCAUCUUGCAUCUUGACCCAGAUACCACAAAGAACGAUGGCUCACGAUGACUCCGAAUUGACUAUCAGAUGAGGCAAAAGAGACAAAGCCGUACCAAACAAAUCGCCAGCAUUUUGGACGCAUCCCCAAUCAGCCCACAUGCUGUUUACCAUCAGAGAUGUGGCACCAUCAAUGCCAGACAUGGCACCAUGCAGCUGCAGACACCAUUCCCCCCUGACUUGAUGGCGCUUCUUGACCAGAUAAUUUUGCUAUGUAGGUAUAAAAGCACACGACUCGAACCUGAUGAAAACCACAAACUGCACAUUUGACAUGGAAUCAUGGCAAGCUGUUCUCUUUGAUAUCUCUUGUUUUAAAUCUAAAGUGUGUGUGUGUGUGUGUGUUUGUUUUAGCAGAGGUCUGAUUUCAUAACAGAUCUGCAAGCUCCUCUGCUGCCAUGUGUGAAGUCACAUAUUUAAAUUCCUUUUAUAGAGCCUGAAUCAUAAUGUAGCAUGAUGAUUAGUCCGUGCUGUUCGUGUUAAUAGUGGAAAAUGCCGUCUCGCUUCAUUUAUGCUGAACAAAUGUGAGACAUUGGAAAACAUGUUUUCAUACUUCAUGGCCUUUUCUUUUGAACCACUAUGUUUUUUUUCUGCCUUUCCUUGCCAUUGUUCUCUGGCUUCGUUUUGAGAGCGUGUAGGCUGACAUGCAAUAAAAACACGAUUUCUCAGUGUCACAGUGUAGGAGGGUGAAGCAAUCACAGGUUGUCUUAGAGCAAACAGAACUGAAUUUCCAACACGUCGUCACUGUUUUAUUAGCUCUUAAAUGUGAUAUUUGUGAAGAAGGUUUUCUCUCUUUUUUUCCUCCUGUUGAACAAGCAGCACAUCAGUGAAAGUGUCCUUAUUGAAGAUUCUGACCAGAGUCAGAAGGGCUAAGAGAAAAUAAUGACCAUGUGUGAAGUAUAAUAAAAACUUGGGUCAAAAAUAAAAUAUCAUGCCACAUAACUGA
Messenger RNA from Ictalurus furcatus (blue catfish), 2751 nucleotides. It is a transcript of the gene smpx, whose product is annotated as small muscle protein X-linked. Gene Ontology annotation, cellular component: costamere; M band; muscle tendon junction. NCBI's taxonomy places the organism in Eukaryota, Metazoa, Chordata, Actinopteri, Siluriformes, Ictaluridae. Bases 366 to 617 code for a protein of 83 amino acids. The transcript is spliced from 6 exons. The record is from RefSeq and is a predicted model, not a curated record.